This is a messenger RNA of Striga hermonthica, 903 nucleotides long. The record is from the annotation of a GenBank genome assembly. NCBI's taxonomy places the organism in Eukaryota, Viridiplantae, Streptophyta, Magnoliopsida, Lamiales, Orobanchaceae.
AUGAACCAAGGCCUAUGUGACCAAAAGAUCGCAUCUUUCGACGGAAAAGGAUCGAAAUCCAUGGAAAAAGGCGAGAUCUUUGAGGGUGAAGAGAAGAAUUUGGUUGAGGAAGACGGAAUGGAAUCGGAGAUGAAGGAAUUAGGGUUUGCGAUGCCAAGUGAAAGAAAUGUGCCAAAAGCACAGACCCAGGUUGUUUCUGACUCAAGUAUUCUUCAGAAAGCUGGAACUGCCUUGGAGGUAUUGAGGGAUGUGCUGAAUACCAUUGAUACCCAACACCCUGAGCGUGCAAAGGAUGAGUUCACGUUAGAUCUUGUGGAACAAUGCUCAUUUCAAAAGCAGCGAGUAAUGCAUCUGGCAGUAACUUCACGGGAUGAGAAACUCGUUUUACGAGCAAUUGAGCUUAACGAGCAGCUUGACAUGGUUUUACGGAGGCAUGAUGCUCUUGUAGCUAGUAGAACAAUGGCAGUUGCAGAUCACGUUGACCAAGUACAGGAAGAGGAGGAAGAGGAACAACUUUUCCGACGGAUUCGAAAAGGCAAAGCUUGUGUCAGACCCCAAGAUGAAGAGCGCCCAAUAGAUCGACCUUUGGGGUUAAUGGGACAAAUGGCUCAUCGCCCGCUCAUACGGCCGCUUACCGUCGAUCGUCAGCAGGAAGCCGCUCGACCCCCAAAUACAGAGGCCAAACAUGAAACUGUUAGGCCUUUACAUGACCCAGAAACCAAUCUAACGGGUAAACUGGCAGCGUCAAUUCCACCGCCACCUGCCAAACACGUCGAGAGGGAGAAAUUUUUCCAGGAGAACAAGUCAGAUGGCUCGUCUCUUAAUGGCCACAUGAAAAAACUUACAUUGCACAGCAGAAAUGCCAGCAGCUCACGCAGUGGAAGUAUAGACUUCAGCGAUUGA